Necator americanus (New World hookworm) is the source of this 1632-nucleotide messenger RNA. RefSeq lists its product as uncharacterized. The transcript has a single exon. The record is from RefSeq and is a predicted model, not a curated record. The coding region runs from base 1 to 1632 and encodes 543 amino acids. NCBI's taxonomy places the organism in Eukaryota, Metazoa, Nematoda, Chromadorea, Rhabditida, Ancylostomatidae.
AUGGAGAAAAUCAUCUACGACUUCUACUCUGAUCUCUUCGACAGCCAUGUCCACUUGCCUCCUCACCAUCUGACGGAAGAUGGACAAGUCAUUCCAGAGGUUCUCCCGUCCGAAAUACGACAUGCUAUCAUGUCGGUAAGAAAUCGUACGGCACCCGGUCCCGACAGAAUAAGACCAGAACACCUGAAGAGCCUUCCGCCAGUACUCAUAAACACCCUGGCGAGGCUCUUUACACGUUAUCUGUCGGAAUGCAAGGCUCCUAAACAGUGGAAGACCAGCAAGACCGUGUUGUUGUAUAAAAAGGGAGAUCCACAUGACAUCGGCAACUAUCGCCCAAUCUGCCUACUGUCCGUCAUCUACAAGCUCUUUACAAGAGUAAUCCUUAAUAGGAUUGAAAAAGUCUUGGAUGAAGGACAGCCAUGCGAGCAAGCAGGGUUUCGAAAAGGAUUCAGCACGAUUGACCACAUUCACACUGUUUCGAAACUCAUCGAGGUAUCACGAGAGUACAAGAUGCCGCUCUCUCUCACCUUCAUCGACUUAAAGAAAGCCUUCGACUCAGUUGAGACGGAAGCGGUCGUGGAAGCCUUGGACAACCAAGGUGUCCCUACUCAGUACAUAAAGGUACUUCGAGAGUUGUACAGUAACUUCACGACCGGAAUUUCGCCAUUCUAUAAGAACAUCAUCAUUGACGUGAAGAGUGGGGUCCGACAGGGUGAUACAAUUUCACCCAAAAUAUUCACAGCCACCCUCGAGAACGCAAUGCGAAAGUUGGAAUGGGACGACAUGGGAGUGAAGGUUGAUGGUCGGCAGCUACACCAUUUGCGCUUUGCUGAUGACAUCGUACAGGUAACACCUAGCAUCAGCCAAGCGGAACGAAUGCUGACCGAAUUCGACGAAACAUGUGGAUGCAUCGGUCUUCAGCUGGAUCUACAAAAGACGAUGUUCAUGCGGAACGGAUGGGUCUCGGAUGCCCCAUUCACGCUCAAUGGAACGAACAUAUCCGAAUGCACCAGCUACGUUUUUCUGGAUCGGGAACUGAACAUGAUGAACGACCUGACCCCCGAGCUGGGCAGGACGAGACGAGCGGCUUGGGGAGCGUACAAGAGCAUCGAGGAUGUAGUGAAGAAGACCAGGAACACCCGGCUCCGUGCUCACCUCUUCAACACCACCGUACUUCGUGCUUUGACCUAUGCUUCGGAAACCUGGGCAUUUCGCAAGCAGGAAGAAAACGCGGUGAGCGUCAUUGAACGCGCAAUUGAGAGAGUGAUGCUAGGGGUAUCCCGUUUCACGCAAGUGAGGGACGGGAUUCGAAGUUCUCUCCUACGUCAGCGAUCGAAGAUUAGAGACGCCGCCGCGUUUGCCAAGGAAAGUAAAAUAAGGUGGGCCGGACACGUGAUGCGCUUUGAUGACAACCGUUGGACCAGAGCCGUGAGCGACUGGGUUCCCCGCGAUAUUAAGCGCACUACAGGAAGACCGCCGACCCAAUGGUCAGAUUUCUUCACGAAGUCCUUGAAAGAAAAAUAUCAUGCUCUUCGUGUCCCACGCGAUAGGAGGAACCACUGGGCUACUCUGGCACGCGAUCGGGACAAAUGGAAGAAUUACUGGCGCCCGCUCGACCAGUUCGAAGAUUAA